Brachypodium distachyon (stiff brome) is the source of this 1194-nucleotide messenger RNA. RefSeq names its product ribosomal RNA large subunit methyltransferase E. Lineage: Eukaryota; Viridiplantae; Streptophyta; Magnoliopsida; Poales; Poaceae. The record is from RefSeq and is a predicted model, not a curated record. The transcript has 5 exons. Gene Ontology annotation, biological process: RNA methylation. Gene Ontology annotation, molecular function: rRNA (uridine-2'-O-ribose)-methyltransferase activity. Bases 82 to 786 code for a protein of 234 amino acids.
GGUCUAAGAGGCUAAAACCCUAGCAAACCCCGUUCCGAGGCUGCCGUUCUCCGCUCUCCGGCCGCCGGCGCAAACGGGAACAUGAGCGGCGCGACGGGCACCGCCGACUUCUUCUACCGCGAGGCGCAGCGCCUCGGCUACGUUGCUCGCUCCGCCUUCAAGCUGAUCCAGAUACAGAAGCAGCACAAGCUCAUCGCCCCAGGCGCCGCCGUCCUCGACCUCGGGUGCGCCCCCGGCGCGUGGCUCCAGGUGGCCUGCCAGAACCUCGGCCCGCUCGAGAAGGGUGGCGUGGUCAUCGGCCUUGAUGUCAAGAAGGUGAAGGUCCCCUCGGCGCACUGCGACUCACGGGUCAGGACGGUCUGCGCCGAUGUCAUGGCUCUGAUGAAGCAGCAAGCUAGAGCAAUGUCGCCGCAGGAACGAGGAUUUUCUGUAAUAUUAUCCGACAUGUGCCCAGUAGUUUCAGGGAUCACAACCAAAGAUGAAGCUAUAUCUUGUGAGCUGGGCAUGCGCGCACUCUCUUUAGCAAUUGGCAAGAUAAAGCUUAAAGAAUCAGCUGACUACAGUAUCACUAUGGAGAAGUUCCAGAGCUCCACGGGUCCUGAUCCUGACGAGGAUGGUGUUCUUAGACGGGGAGGCAACCUAGUAAUCAAGUUUCUGGAGAACGAAGAUGUACCAGGGUUUAGCAGAUUUUGCAAAGAGAAGUUUAAGAAAGUAUCUUUGCUGAGGCCUAAGGCGACAAGAUCUAGUUCGAGGGAAAUCUACUUGAUCUGCGAAGGUUUGCGGUAGAGAAUGGGCAGCGAUUUCAUCUUCUUGAGGAAUAGCCUAUUUUGUCAUUCGCCAACGACUGUCUUCGAAAUUUGAAGGCUGUUGUUAGCUUGUGUUGGCAGUAAGAAGGCUCUGUGGUGGCUGGAUUGAGGAACUCUCAUGUUACACAGCUGUUUGCCGAGCUUAGGGUUGAAGACAUGGGAGAUGAGAUCCUUGUGACUUCUCGAGAAAUGUAGGACUAACUAGUCGCACAAAACUCAGCAAGAUCUAUCCUGAAGUUUUUGUUGCAACUGCCUUUUUGUUUGCCGUUUCCUUUCUUAUUCAUGUAUGCUUACUUUCUUUCGGGUUUGCUUCCAUAAACCAGUGCUGAUUACAACAUCAACAACAAAGAAAAGAAACGUGGUGAUAGCCUGAUACCAUUUCUGAUCA